Molecule: messenger RNA, 2028 nt
Organism: Eucalyptus grandis
Lineage: Eukaryota; Viridiplantae; Streptophyta; Magnoliopsida; Myrtales; Myrtaceae
Product: type 2 DNA topoisomerase 6 subunit B-like
Exons: 12
Coding region: 63-1499 (478 amino acids)
Biological process (GO): meiotic DNA double-strand break formation; reciprocal meiotic recombination
Cellular component (GO): condensed chromosome
Molecular function (GO): protein-macromolecule adaptor activity
Source: RefSeq, a predicted model, not a curated record
CGUCUUCUUCUUCAUCUUCCCUCCGCGCGAAGAGGAAGGACCGCCAUCUCUCCGGCGCCGGCAUGGACGCCGUCCGUACGAUUCCCGACCUCUGCCGCCGCCUGAUCUCGUUCGCUCUCCGGCGAUGCCGCGCCUCCGACGACCUGUGCCGCGUCUCCGUCGCUCUCGCGGCCUCGCAGCUCGCCGGCUCUCCCGUCGUCCGGAUCUCCAUUUCGGACACCGGUGCCGCCUGUUGCUUGGAAGAGUUUCGGGACUUGAGAGUCGCGGACCCACGGAUUUUCGCCGAAAAGUGGGAUGGAACGCUUGCUGUGAGAACUACUGGUGCUUCUGAUGAGGAGGUACAUUACUAUAACUUGAAUCUAAAAGAAGGUGGCACGGAUAAUAUGCUAACUAGGCUCCCUUCAAUUGCUAAAAACGGCAUGAGAUUCAGUGGGACUGAAGUGUGUCUAUCUGUUUCUGAGAAAUUUGAAGUUCUUCUGGGUGAGAUCAAGCAAUUCAUUGAGAAGGUGCUGAUUUUGAACAUCCCGAAUAUUGCAUUUGAACUGGUGGUCCAACAUGAGAAUGUUUAUAAAUCAUGCUGUGGGGACACUUUCCUGCCAAGUGAAAGCAUGCCUUCACCAUUUUCAGCUUCAAAUGUAGAACGUUUGAAGUAUGGCUUUGAGGAUUAUAUUUUAAAGCGCCGCAACAAUCUAGAUAACAACCUCGGUCUAUCUUCAAAUGCCAUGGAGCAUUUGAGGACUGGAAUGGGAAGUAUAUGCAGCUCAAAAAUUUCUGAAAGACAAAAUCCGGGAUUAACAGUAGAUGCAGUAAUCAUCAUAAGCGAGUUUUCUGAUCAAACAAGUCCUUGUUCGAUGGAGUGUGGUCACCAGACACAGGUUUUGUAUUUCAAGGAUUUCUUACCUUCCACAAUUUCCAAGUCAUCUCUUAUUGCAUUAAAGAGCAUUGACUGGAAAAGUUAUGGCUUGACACUAGGCAAUGUCAUGGAUCAAGGAGGUGGUGCCUAUCUAGAAUGGGAAAACCUGCCACCACAUGCUCAUAUUGAUGUUAUCUUCCAUUGCUAUCAAGCAGAGGUUAACUUCCCUCCUUCGAAGCUAAAGGUCUUGUCUGAAAGAUCUCUUCUGAAGAAAGCAGCCAAACUAGCAUUGGAUGACAUGAAGGAGAAACAUUCGGGAAUUCUUCUAAGUGAUCGUGCCCUGAAGAUACAAAGUCAUGCCCCUGAUCUUGCAAGAACACUUGCUGGUCUUAUUUUGUCCUCCAAUGACAUGGAAUUCCAAGGAGAAUGUCUCUCUCUUCUUGGUUUGCAGAUGGGAGUUGGGGCGGAUAUAGUUGAAGAAUGUGUCCUGGACAAGAUUGAUGCGGUCAUAGUGCUGAAUGACAGGAAACCUGAGAGAUGCAAAGAGCCUGUUCCUUUUCUUUUCGAAGAUGAUUGUCUUCAGGAAAUGGACUUCGAAGAUGAAUGUGAAGAAGGUGAGGACUCUUAUGACUUUUUAGAUAUAUAAUACCAAGAAUAUCACACUCCAUAUAUUGGGGCCAAAUGGGUGGACUCCUAGCUGGGUUUUACCUCUUGAUGAUGACCACACAGGCUAUGAUGCAUACAUGCCAAUUUAUUUGGAGGCAAACACUUGCUCAUUAGUUAAAUAUGACCUCGUCUCGGCUGAAGCAGCAGCGCCCAUUUCUGGAUAAUGAAAGUUGUUAUGCUUUCGGAAAUUUUAUGGAGCUUCCUAUAUAGUCUGAAAUUUUUGGUAGACUAUUGAGGGAGAAGAUUCGGUUUUUCUCAUUUUGAUAACUAGUAACAAGGUCAAAUGAAGUUUUUCCCACCUAGUACCUAAGAUUCAGCUCCUUCCAUGUUCGUUUAUAGAGCUUCCUGUAUAGUCUGAAAUUUUAGGUAGACUAUUUGAAGGAGAAGAUUUGUCUUUUCCCAUUUUAUAAUUAGUAACUAGCUGCCAUCCUGGUUCAGCCCAAAAUAGAGGCUGGAAGUAGAGAAGAUAUGAGCCUAUAAAUUCUAAUCAUAGAGGGACCAUUUAUAUA